Pisolithus orientalis is the source of this 486-nucleotide messenger RNA. RefSeq lists its product as uncharacterized. The annotation marks the transcript as partial. The transcript has 2 exons. The record is from RefSeq and is a predicted model, not a curated record. Lineage: Eukaryota; Fungi; Basidiomycota; Agaricomycetes; Boletales; Pisolithaceae.
CAGGCUGACAUAUGGAACUGCCUUCAUCUUCUGAGGGAACCACUGUGGGAAAGCAUAAAGGCUUCCCCACAGGCAUGGCAGAUGGACAAGUCAUAUUUCCACAAUAAUGCUGAGUUGAAAGGCACCAUCAAUCUGUCACCUGCAUGGUUUCAACAGGGUCAUGGGGUGGAAGCCUCACAGCUGCUCAUAUCCAGGACAGAAAACACUUCUACAAGGGAGUGGGUUGACCAAAUGUCUGACACCAAUGCCCUGUUAUCUGCAAUCCUGCAUGUCAUCCAUCCACAAAUGUAUGCAGAUGGCAGGGAAGUGUUGAUCCACCUUGGCAAACAGGUGGAACAGCAGGUGGAUUCGGAUAUGAGCUCCAUACUGCCAAUAUGGAGCUCCACAUAUAGCAGCAUGUCUGUGAUGGUGAAUUGGGCAACUUGUUACCACAGGGAUAUCAAUGGAUGGGAUCCAUGGUAUGACAUGCUGGUAACUGUGGGUGAC